AUGAAUAUUCUAUUAUAUUUUUGUACUUAUUUUAUUUUUGUCAUAUCCAUAUAUUGUAUGCCUCCUUUCAAAAAGGGAAAUGAAAAUUUUCCUUCAUCUGCCUCAAUAGAGGAUACUAUAAAUGUGGAUUCUUCUUAUCCAUCAUUUAACAUACAUUAUAAUUUCGAACCAAAGGAUUGGAAAAAUAUAGAACUAAUUGAAAAUGAAAAUAACCAUUUUUUAAAUGAAAUAAAUAAUGAAAUAAAAAUGAUGGAAGCGAGUAAAAAAAAAAUAUACUACGUUUUAAAUGUCCAAAAACAACAAUUUGAAGAGUUACUUUUUUUAAUAAAUCGAAUUAAAUAUUUAAAAAAUAACAAUAAAAAUGAAAAAUAUAAUGUUAAUAUGCCGCAAUAUUUAAGAACAGGGAAUUUCAAUAGUAAUAAUAAUAUAAAACCAAAUAAAGUCAUGGAAGUCUUUAAUCAAAUAGAUGAUUAUAUGUUUAAUACAUCCCCAAUAAUGGGGCAAGACAGUUUUUAUCACAAUUUGGCUGAACAAUGGAUUAGGUUAAAGUGA
Messenger RNA from Plasmodium vinckei vinckei, 552 nucleotides. RefSeq names its product conserved Plasmodium protein, unknown function. The record is from RefSeq and is a predicted model, not a curated record. Bases 1 to 552 code for a protein of 183 amino acids. Lineage: Eukaryota; Apicomplexa; Aconoidasida; Haemosporida; Plasmodiidae. The transcript has a single exon.